UGAUGCGGCCAGUCACCUCUCUUCAGUCGCAAAGCUGUUCAGGAGACUCAAUAAUGUUUCUGCUAUUAUCGAUAUAAGUUAAUUCAAAGGUUUUGUGUUAUUUAUUAAAAUCUAAUAAUGUUGGAAGAAGAGUUGAAAGUCCCUGACGAGCUUUUUAAGGAGGUGAAGUUUUAUGUCGUCGGGGAUAUUGACCAAAAGGUGGUGCAGCUGCUGAAGUCGGGGAAAGGAAAGGAAGUGUCGUACAUCGCCCUCGCCACGCACAUCAUCACGGAGGAUGGAGACAACUCCGAGGUCAGCGAGGCGCGCGAGGUCUUCUUCUUACCUGUGGUAAAGCCCACGUGGGUGAUCCUGUCGGUCCGAUGUGGCGACCUGCUUCCCGUCACGGGCUUUUCUCCCGAGUCGGGCCAGUUGUUCUUCGGCGUGCGGGCGUGUUUACCUCACCUGACGGAGGAUCUCAGCACCCUGUGGGCCUUUAUUACGUUUUACGGAGGAGAAUGUCAGCUGAAUUUCAACAAGAAGUGUACACAUCUGGUGGUUCCUGAACCCAAGGGGGCAAAAUACGAAUGUGCUCUGAGACACAGCGGGAUUAAAAUCGUCACGCCGGAGUGGAUCACCAACUCGGUUAAGGACAAGAGCAGGAAGGAUGAGGCGCUUUACCACCCGAGGCUCACCUACUACGAGGAAGAGGAAGAGGAGGAGGAAGAUGAGGUCAGCGAGGACGAGAACGAGCGUAGUUCGCGCUCCGAAGGCAGCAAGCGCUCCAGCCCUGCCUCGUCGCGAGGGGCGUCGCCUUCCAGGCGUCCUUCGCCCAAAGCCGAGGUCAUGUUCGACGACUCGGACGAAUCGGAUAAAGAGGAGCUCAACCUGAACUGGACGCUGUCUAAGCACCGCCUCCAACCGAGCAAAGACACGGCGCUCAUUAACCUGUGCGACAGCGUUCCUCCUGUGCCAGGUAACGCCCAGGGGGCGGAGCGUUCCGAGAUGAUUGGUGGGUGGAAUUCUGGGCCACGCCCAUUGCGGAACAUCACUAAGAGCGGAGAGCAGCAGCUUCCGCGGCCGGCCAACGUCGCACACAUUCUCCAGAGUCUGACCUCUAAAAGCGUCGAACCGCAGGGGAAUCAGAACCAACCCGGCGUCCCGAAUCAGCUGCUCUUCAACGCUGCGAAACCGCCGCAGCACGCAGCACCACAACUCGCUCCUGAAGUGCAGCAGCAGUUACUCCAACACCAGCAACAACAACUGCAACAACAACAACAACAACAACAACAGCAACAACAACAGCAGCAACAACAACAACAACAGCAGCAGCAGCAGCAACAACAACAACAGCAACAGCAGCAGCAGCAGCAGCAAACACACCAGAUCCCUCUACCACCACAACAACAACAACAACAGCAACAACAACAACAACAACAACAUGCGCAGCAGAUGCUCCAGCAGCAUCCCAUGAUGCACCUGCAGCCGCCGCCGGGCAUGCAAAUACAUCAUCCGCAGCAGCAGCAGCAGCAACAAGCGCCGCCGCCGCAGCAGGCAGGGUUUCCUCAAAUGCCGCAACAGCCGCAUCAGUUCCUGCAGCAGCAGAUGCACCAGCAGUUGUACUCGCAGCAGCAGCAGCAGCAUCCGCAACAGCAGCACGGCUUCCUGCAGCAGCAACUGCGACCGCCGCAGCAACAGCAGCUUCUCCGACCGCCCUUGCAGCAACAGCAGCUGCAGCAGCAACAGCAGCAUGUGUUACAGCAGCAGCAGCUGCUGCAGCAACACAGGCUUCAGCUGCAACUGCAGCAGCAGCAGCAGCAGCAACAACAACAACAACAACAACAACAACAGCAACAACAACAGCAGCAGCAAAAUCAGCAGCAGUUGCACCAGCAACAUUUGCAACAACAACAACAACAGCAGCAGCAGCAUUUCCUGCAACAGCAGCAACAGCACAUGCAGCACCUGCAGCAGCAGCAGCAACACUUGCAGCAGCAGCACCAGCAGCAGCAACAGAUGCAGAACACGCAGGCUCUGCAGCAUCAGACGCAGACGCAGCUGCAGCUCGUGCAGCCGCAUCAACUGCUGGGCCACGAACCCGGGCAGGAGAUUCCUGAAGAUGGCUUCCUCGUCGGCUGCGUCUUCGCCAUCGCUGAUUAUCCGGAGCAGAUGGCUGACAAGCAGCUCCUGGCCACGUGGAAGCGGAUCAUUCAGGCGUACGGCGGCUCCGUGGACUCGGCGUUGAAUCGCUGCACUCACUUACUGUGUGAAAGUCAAGUCAGCAGCAUGUACCUGCAGGCUUUGAGGGAAGGCAAGCGCUGCGUUACGGCUCACUGGCUCAACACGGUGCUGAAGAAGAAGAAGAUGGUUCCUCCUCACCGCACGCUCCAUCUGCCCUUCAGCUUCCCCCCAGGAGCCAAACCCUGCUCGCAGCACAUUAUUUCAGUCACAGGGUUUGUGGACAGCGAUCGAGAGGACCUGAAGCUCAUGGCCUACUUAGCCGGAGCUCGCUACACGGGAUACCUGUGUCGCAGCAACACCGUCCUCAUCUGCAAAGAGCCGAGUGGGCUAAAGUACGAGAAGGCGAAGGAGUGGAGAAUCCCGUGCGUAAACGCGCAGUGGCUGUGCGACAUCCUGCUGGGAAAUUUCGAGGCUUUACGGCAGAUCCAGCACAGCCGAUACACUCAGUUCAACUUAACCGAACCUCUCGCUCCGAACACACACCUCGUCCAGAACCUGCUGGCUGCUUGGAGAAAUCCUGUAAAAGUCUCGCCGGAAGCGUUGGUGAGCCUCCGUCUGCAGCAGAAACAGAAACAGGCCGAGGGAACCUCACAGCCACCUGCCAAGAAGCCCAAAAUAGAGGAGCUGCCCACGCCGUCUAAAAAGCUUCCUCCGGAGUCGACUCCGUAUGUUUUCUUCACUGGUUUUGAACCUGUUCAGGCCCAGCAGUAUAUAAAGAGAUUGUACGAGCUCGGCGGUGAAGUGGCGGAGAGCGCGCAGAAGUGCACUCAUCUGGUGGCCAGCAAAGUGACGCGCACGGUCAAGUUCCUGACGGCCAUCUCUGUCGUUAAGCACAUCGUCACUCCGGAGUGGCUGCAGGAGAGCUGGAAAUGCCAGAAAUUUGUGGAUGAACAGAGUUACAUGCUGAGGGACGCCGAGGCUGAGGUGCUCUUCUGUUUCAGUCUGGAGGAAUCACUAAAGAAAGCUCACGCUGCUCCACUCUUCAAGGGCAAAUUCUUCUACAUAACGCCGGGAAUCUGUCCGAGCCUCAGCACCAUGAGAGCCAUCGUAGAGAGCGCCGGAGGGAAACUGCUGUCCAGACAGCCGUCCUUCCGUAAGAUCAUGGAGCACAAGCAGAACAAGAACCUACCGGAAAUCAUCCUCAUCUCAUGCGACAACGAUCUGCAUCUGUGCCGGGAAUAUUUUCUGAAGAACAUCGAUGUACACAACGCUGAGUUCAUCCUCACAGGAGUACUGACGCAGACGCUGGAUUAUCAAUCGUAUAAAUUCACAUGAUCGGGAGGACGUCCUCGGGAAGAGAACACUAAACUCUCUCUGUACUGGUCGACGCCGAAGGUUCCUUUUUUUAUAAAUAUAUAUAAAAGAAAGACAAUACAGUUUGUUCCUUUGUUUUUUUUUUUUUCCUUCUUUUUCUCUUUUUUUUUUUUUGUACCUGGUUGACAAGUCUUUUUUGUAGAAAUUACUGGUGGGGGAAAAAAAUAAAUAAAUAAAUCGCCGUUAUUUUUUAAUGAUUGUUUUAAAUUAUGGCACAUUUUUCCUGGUUUGUUUUUGUCUCGCUUUUUGGAAUAAAAGUCUCCUUAUUGUGACCCAAACCAAACACAUUUUACGUCAUUGUGUGUCGUGUAGGUAGAAACACACAAUAAAAAUGUACUACAGUGUGUAAAAUAUUCUACUUCGGACUAGGAAGAUGCCGAUAUUAAUUUUUCUUCUCAUUGUAAUUACCUUUUUAUAAUUUUUUUUAGAAUAAAAUUGUGUUAUAUAGGAAAGCAUUGUUUAAAAAAAAAAAAAAAAAGGGCAAGAAA
Molecule: messenger RNA, 4019 nt
Organism: Pangasianodon hypophthalmus (striped catfish)
Lineage: Eukaryota; Metazoa; Chordata; Actinopteri; Siluriformes; Pangasiidae
Gene: paxip1
Product: PAX interacting (with transcription-activation domain) protein 1
Exons: 21
Coding region: 118-3492 (1124 amino acids)
Biological process (GO): positive regulation of transcription initiation by RNA polymerase II
Cellular component (GO): nucleus
Source: RefSeq, a predicted model, not a curated record